This is a messenger RNA of Mus musculus (house mouse), 9695 nucleotides long. RefSeq names its product nitric oxide synthase 1, neuronal (gene Nos1). NCBI's taxonomy places the organism in Eukaryota, Metazoa, Chordata, Mammalia, Rodentia, Muridae. Gene Ontology annotation, molecular function: oxidoreductase activity; NADP binding; heme binding. Gene Ontology annotation, cellular component: endomembrane system; sarcoplasmic reticulum; cytoplasm. Bases 379 to 4668 code for a protein of 1429 amino acids. The record is from RefSeq and is marked validated. The transcript is spliced from 28 exons. Gene Ontology annotation, biological process: response to heat; positive regulation of G protein-coupled receptor signaling pathway; cell communication.
CUCCAGGUAGGAGCCCCUACAUCACCUCUGCAUCUGACAAGCUGGUGACCAAGAUGCCCAGAGCCUAGUUCCCAUGUUUGUGCGUCACAGUCAUCAGACACGGCAAGCCUCCAGUCUUCCUGACCUGUUGCUUAGGGACACAACCCAUCACUGUUCCUGACGUCUGCCUGGUCAACCUUGACUUCCUUAGAGAAUAAGGAAGGGGGCGGGAACACAUGAAAUCAUGCCACCCAAGGCCGAACGGCAAUGAGCAGGUGACGUCAAGUUGACGUCAAAGACAGAGGCGACAGAAACUCUGCAGCCGGUUCUUGCCCGGAGUAGCUCAGGUUCCUGUGGGAGUCGUCUUGGCUUGGAGGUCUUCUGAAGGACACAGAUACCAUGGAAGAGCACACGUUUGGGGUCCAGCAGAUCCAACCCAACGUCAUUUCUGUCCGUCUCUUCAAACGCAAAGUGGGAGGUCUGGGCUUCCUGGUGAAGGAACGGGUCAGCAAGCCCCCGGUGAUCAUCUCAGAUCUGAUCCGAGGAGGUGCCGCGGAGCAGAGCGGCCUUAUCCAAGCCGGCGACAUCAUUCUCGCCGUCAAUGAUCGGCCCCUGGUAGACCUCAGCUAUGACAGCGCUCUGGAAGUUCUCAGGGGCAUUGCCUCUGAGACCCAUGUGGUCCUCAUUCUGAGAGGCCCUGAGGGCUUUACUACACACCUGGAGACCACCUUCACAGGGGAUGGAACCCCCAAGACCAUCCGUGUGACCCAGCCCCUGGGGACACCCACCAAAGCUGUCGAUCUGUCUCGCCAGCCAUCAGCCAGCAAAGACCAGCCAUUAGCAGUAGACAGGGUCCCAGGUCCCAGUAACGGACCUCAGCAUGCCCAAGGCCGUGGACAGGGAGCCGGCUCAGUCUCCCAGGCUAAUGGUGUGGCCAUUGACCCCACAAUGAAAAAUACCAAGGCCAACCUCCAGGACAGCGGAGAACAGGAUGAACUGCUCAAAGAGAUAGAACCUGUGUUGAGCAUCCUCACCGGUGGGGGAAAAGCAGUCAACAGAGGGGGACCAGCCAAAGCAGAGAUGAAAGACACAGGAAUCCAGGUGGACAGAGACCUCGACGGCAAACUGCACAAAGCUCCGCCCCUGGGCGGGGAGAAUGAUCGAGUCUUCAAUGAUCUGUGGGGGAAGGGCAACGUCCCUGUGGUCCUCAACAACCCGUAUUCAGAGAACGAACAGUCUCCCGCCUCGGGCAAACAGUCUCCUACCAAGAAUGGCAGUCCUUCCAGGUGCCCUCGCUUCCUUAAGGUCAAGAACUGGGAGACAGAUGUGGUCCUCACUGACACCCUGCACCUGAAGAGCACGCUGGAAACGGGGUGCACAGAGCAGAUCUGCAUGGGCUCCAUCAUGCUGCCAUCCCAUCACAUACGGAAGUCAGAAGAUGUCCGCACCAAGGACCAGCUCUUCCCUCUAGCCAAAGAAUUUCUCGACCAAUACUACUCCUCCAUUAAGAGGUUUGGCUCCAAGGCCCACAUGGACAGGCUGGAGGAGGUGAACAAGGAGAUCGAGAGCACCAGCACCUACCAGCUCAAGGACACGGAGCUCAUCUAUGGCGCCAAGCAUGCCUGGCGGAACGCCUCUCGCUGUGUGGGCAGGAUCCAGUGGUCCAAGCUGCAGGUGUUCGAUGCCCGAGACUGCACCACAGCCCAUGGGAUGUUCAACUACAUCUGUAACCACGUCAAGUACGCCACCAACAAAGGGAACCUCAGGUCGGCCAUCACUAUAUUCCCUCAAAGGACUGAUGGCAAGCAUGACUUCCGAGUGUGGAACUCGCAGCUCAUCCGCUAUGCCGGCUACAAGCAGCCAGAUGGCUCUACCUUGGGCGAUCCAGCUAAUGUGGAGUUCACAGAGAUCUGUAUACAGCAGGGCUGGAAACCCCCAAGAGGCCGGUUCGAUGUGCUGCCUCUCCUGCUCCAGGCCAAUGGCAAUGACCCUGAACUCUUUCAGAUCCCCCCAGAGCUGGUGCUGGAAGUACCCAUCAGGCACCCCAAGUUCGACUGGUUUAAGGACCUGGGGCUCAAAUGGUAUGGCCUCCCCGCUGUGUCCAACAUGCUGCUGGAGAUUGGGGGCCUGGAGUUCAGCGCCUGUCCCUUUAGUGGCUGGUACAUGGGCACGGAGAUUGGCGUUCGUGAUUACUGUGACAACUCUCGAUACAACAUCCUGGAGGAAGUAGCCAAGAAAAUGGAUUUGGACAUGAGGAAGACAUCCUCCCUCUGGAAGGACCAAGCCCUGGUGGAGAUUAACAUUGCUGUCCUAUACAGCUUCCAGAGUGACAAGGUGACCAUUGUGGACCACCACUCUGCCACCGAGUCCUUCAUCAAACACAUGGAGAAUGAGUACCGCUGCAGAGGGGGCUGUCCCGCCGACUGGGUGUGGAUUGUGCCCCCCAUGUCGGGCAGCAUCACCCCUGUCUUCCACCAGGAGAUGCUCAACUACCGGCUCACCCCGUCCUUUGAGUACCAGCCUGAUCCAUGGAACACCCACGUGUGGAAGGGCACCAAUGGGACCCCCACGAAGCGGCGAGCCAUUGGCUUCAAGAAAUUGGCAGAGGCCGUCAAGUUCUCAGCCAAGCUGAUGGGACAGGCCAUGGCCAAGAGAGUCAAAGCGACCAUUCUCUACGCCACCGAGACAGGCAAAUCCCAAGCCUAUGCCAAGACCCUGUGCGAGAUCUUCAAGCAUGCCUUCGAUGCCAAGGCUAUGUCCAUGGAGGAAUAUGACAUCGUGCACCUGGAGCACGAAGCCCUGGUCUUGGUGGUCACCAGCACCUUUGGCAAUGGAGACCCCCCAGAGAAUGGGGAGAAAUUCGGCUGUGCUUUGAUGGAGAUGAGGCACCCCAACUCUGUGCAAGAGGAGAGGAAGAGCUACAAGGUCCGAUUCAACAGCGUCUCCUCCUAUUCUGACUCCCGCAAGUCAUCAGGCGAUGGACCAGACCUCAGAGACAACUUUGAAAGUACUGGACCGCUGGCCAAUGUGAGGUUCUCAGUCUUCGGCCUGGGCUCUCGGGCAUACCCUCACUUCUGUGCCUUUGGGCACGCAGUGGACACUCUCCUGGAGGAGCUGGGCGGGGAGAGGAUUCUGAAGAUGAGGGAGGGAGAUGAGCUCUGCGGACAGGAAGAGGCUUUCAGGACCUGGGCUAAGAAAGUCUUCAAGGCAGCCUGUGAUGUGUUCUGUGUGGGGGAUGACGUCAACAUUGAGAAGGCGAACAAUUCCCUCAUUAGCAAUGACCGCAGCUGGAAGAGGAAUAAAUUCCGCCUCACUUAUGUGGCAGAAGCUCCAGAGCUGACCCAAGGUCUUUCCAAUGUUCACAAAAAGCGAGUCUCAGCCGCCCGACUCCUCAGCCGCCAAAACCUGCAAAGUCCUAAAUCCAGCCGAUCGACCAUCUUCGUGCGUCUCCACACCAACGGGAAUCAGGAGUUGCAGUACCAGCCAGGGGACCACCUGGGUGUCUUCCCUGGCAACCAUGAGGACCUCGUGAAUGCACUCAUUGAACGGCUGGAGGACGCGCCGCCUGCCAACCACGUGGUGAAGGUGGAAAUGCUGGAGGAAAGGAACACGGCUCUGGGUGUCAUCAGUAAUUGGAAGGAUGAAUCUCGCCUCCCACCCUGCACCAUCUUCCAGGCCUUCAAGUACUACCUGGACAUCACCACGCCGCCCACGCCCCUGCAGCUGCAGCAGUUCGCCUCCCUGGCCACCAAUGAGAAAGAGAAGCAGCGGCUGCUGGUCCUCAGCAAGGGGCUUCAGGAAUAUGAGGAAUGGAAAUGGGGCAAGAACCCCACAAUGGUGGAGGUGCUGGAGGAGUUCCCGUCCAUCCAGAUGCCGGCCACACUUCUCCUCACACAGCUGUCGCUGCUACAACCUCGCUACUAUUCCAUCAGCUCCUCUCCAGACAUGUACCCCGACGAGGUGCACCUCACCGUGGCCAUCGUGUCCUACCAUACCCGAGAUGGAGAAGGACCGGUUCACCACGGGGUGUGCUCCUCCUGGCUCAACCGAAUACAGGCUGACGAUGUCGUCCCCUGCUUCGUGAGAGGUGCCCCUAGCUUCCACCUGCCUCGAAACCCCCAGGUGCCUUGCAUCCUGGUUGGCCCAGGCACCGGCAUCGCUCCCUUCCGAAGUUUUUGGCAACAGCGACAAUUUGACAUCCAACACAAAGGAAUGAAUCCGUGCCCCAUGGUUCUGGUCUUCGGGUGUCGACAAUCCAAGAUAGAUCAUAUCUACAGAGAGGAGACCCUGCAGGCCAAGAACAAGGGCGUCUUCAGAGAGCUGUACACUGCCUACUCCCGGGAACCCGACAGGCCAAAGAAAUAUGUACAGGACGUGCUGCAGGAACAGCUGGCCGAGUCUGUGUACCGCGCCCUGAAGGAGCAAGGAGGCCAUAUUUAUGUCUGCGGGGACGUUACCAUGGCCGCUGAUGUCCUCAAAGCCAUCCAGCGCAUAAUGACCCAGCAGGGGAAACUCUCGGAGGAGGAUGCUGGUGUGUUCAUCAGCAGGCUGAGGGAUGACAACCGGUACCACGAGGACAUCUUUGGGGUCACCCUCAGAACAUAUGAAGUGACCAACCGCCUUAGAUCUGAGUCCAUCGCCUUCAUUGAAGAGAGCAAAAAAGACACAGAUGAGGUUUUCAGCUCCUAACUGGAUCCUCCCGCCCCAUGGGAUAUGGGGUGGCUGCCCUGAGUGCCCACGCGAGGGCGGCCGCAAGUUGACUAAACGGGGACACACACGGCUGAACCUUCCCCACGGGACCCCGAGUGGCCCCACCCUGCCUCUUGUCCUGUUGCUAUGUCCUGGUCCUUCUUCCCGCUCUGGGCUUCUCUCAACCCCAACCCUGGGUUUUCUCCUAGACUCUUGGGCUGCGAUGCAUCACCCUUGUUACCCUGCAGUGGCUCUUACAAAACCACUUCCUCCCCACCCGCUUGCUGCCAAGGGGCGGGUUGCGGUGCAUGAAACCGCUGGGUCCUGGCUGUCACUCCUGUUGGGGGUCUGAAGGUGGCUGGCACUGGGCCUCAGGUCACCCUGAGCCAGUCCCGUGGCCACUUCAGCCCUUUUCCAUCCUCUUUUUAUGACGGUGUGUGUGAGAGAGUGGUGGGGCGGGGUGAGAAAUUCUCUGUCCUUUUGUCUACACAUGCGUGCUGACCUUACCUGUGAGUCCACUGCCUUCGUGAAGGAUGCUCCGAGCCAUGAAACAUGUUCCUAGAUGUCGUUAAUCCCACCCACGUCCACCAUGACAGGCCUGUGUCAGCCUCCCUGAAACACAGCAGCCCCCCUUACUAAUCACAGGCACAAAUGGAGAGGAAGGGGUCCCUGUGGAGGACCCAACCACAGAAUCUGAGGUGUUCAGAAUCUGACCCUCUUGGCAGAGAUCUGUCUGGGAAAUUUAACCAGGCAGUGGAUCAGCCAAGCCCCUCCCCAUUCUCACCAACCCCAGCUGGGACCACAGGAUGUUGAGCUGUCUUCCCCAGGCCCAGCAGCCAUGCCCCGCCAAGAAGCAUGCUGGGAGUAAGGUCUUUGCCAUCAAGGGUAUUUGGGUGACAUUUCAAAAUUUGUCCUCAUUAAAUGGAUGGGUGGGCCUUUUUAGUGCUUUGGAGCCUUGGCAGAUGUCAGGGAGGAAUAGGGUAGCUGCUUUUCAUUCCUCCUGCUUGACAAUAAUUCCCUUCCCCCAAAAUGAGCAGUGUAGGCAAGAAAAUUCUAGCCAUGACCAGUGGUCCCUCAGAGCUAACCAUCUCUGAGGCAUUGUGGUGGUCCCUUGUCUGAUAAAUAAAUAAUGAAUAAAUAAAAGUUAUAUCAGACAGUACUGACAGACAAUAAAGAAACCCCCCCCCCAGGGUGCCCAGGUUAAGUCCCAUGUUCUGUGCUCCUGUUUGGUUUUGGGAGGCAGGAAAAAAUCAAAACACAACACAACCAUUUCCUCUAUGUCCUGAGCUGGGACCUGCUGUCCUAAUGCUAAGGAUGAGGGCUGUCAAACAGAAAAUGCUGAAGACUUUACAGCUGUGGGGUCCAAAACCCUAAGGGCUCCAAUCCCACCCACAUUCUUUCUCGGUCUUUGUCUCUCUUUCUUCCUUUCCUUUCUAUUUCCCCCAGGGUCUCCUGUUAACCAGGCUGACUUCGAACUCACAACCUUUAAUUUCUAACCCUACCACAUCACAUCCAGUUUAUGAUUUUUCCAGAGGCUCAAAGCCAGAACCUCCUGCAUGUUGGACAAGCACUCUACCAACUGAGCUACAUCCCCAGCCUUCAGUCCCCACCCCCGAGUCCAGAGACAGGUCUCAUGUGACACUGGACAACCCUGCCAUCACUAGCAUGUGAACCUGGUCCUAGUUGGAAACUCACCCAGCCUACCUUAGUACUAGUGUUUCCUACUUGAUCUCCCAUGCCUGUGGAGACUAAGCCCCCACUACCCCAGAGCUAUCUUCUGUAGCCCAAAGGCAAGGCAGUGACCUCCUACUGACUUCCAACACAAUCCAGGGACAUUCUUCUCAACCCUUCAAACUUCUGGUGACACUUAAGAUGUAGCUGAUUCCCCUCAUCCGAACUGCUGUGUCCAACCUCCAUUGAAGAGCCUUUUCUCCCUCCCUCUCCCUCUGCAAGCCAAGCUGCAUGCACCCAUGCAUGAGUGGUUCUUGCACCCCUGAAUGAGGAAUGCUUCCUCUGUGACAGGCUCCUCCCCACCCCCGGAUAUCCCGGUGCUGCCAGUAGUGAGUGGACAGAUGGAAGAAGCACCGUGUCAUUUGCCAGAGUACAAAGACACGAUUACAUAACCAGGUUCAAGGGGGACUUCUGCUUAUCAGUGCUAGGGAUGGGACCCAGGACCUCACCCACGCCAGGCUGAGCUAUGUCCCCAACCCCCAAGACAGAAUAUUUUAAAAACACAUUUGAACUCUUGACACUUCCAGCUCCCUCAGCUCCUGGCUAGAAGGCUGGAGAUCAGUUGGAUAUCCUCUCUCCUUUUUGAAAACGCCCCUAAGUAGUUUAUCCAAAAAAAAAAAAAAAAAACGAAGCAAGGUGGCCAUCUGGGGUGAGUCGAUACUGCCCUCUGCUGGUUGUUUCUAGUUCAAGCCCACAGCCAGCAACAAGCAACAAAGUGUCUUAGAAUAGGACUGGUUUUGUUUACCUCACCUAUGAGGUUGGCAGUAGCUCCCAACCCAUUUCACAAGAGGAGGUUUGACCAUUACGCUCUCAGCUAUUCCUGCAGCCAUGGUCCCCAAGAAGUUUAGCCUAUGGGAGAAGAGAGGGUUUCCCUACAUAUCCCCAGAGAAAUCAGGUGACUUUUUCCCGGAGAUGGGGGUGGGGGAUGUUUAGGUCCCACUAUGAUGCAAGCAGCCAUGACCCACAUUCUGUUGCUGCCUCGUUUAUGCAGAAGGUCUGAUUCCAGAUCGUACCUAAGCAAGACAAUGCUCCAAGACUGUACCAAGCCAAGCUCUGAUAAGCUUCCAUCUUCCAUGGCUGGUAGACUGAACUGUCCCAGAAUCACUAGCUUGAGGUAGAGGAGGGGAGGGCAGAGUCACGGAUUCUUAAGCUAAGUGGGCAAGACCUGGUACCGGGUCUGUGGUAGAGAGUAAAGACCAAGGGAGUAGAGAGAUCCCAGCCCUGGGAGGAGAAGGAAGUUGGGUCAGGCCUCGGUACAAAGGGAAAACACUGAAUUGGCCCCAAAACACAGGAGCAAGCGUGUGGAUUUCCAUUGCAGAGCCCCUGUUUCAGGAUGCAAGAGUUUUCCAGCCCAAGGCAAAAUGGAAGAUUGCUGACCCAACCACAAACCCAUCCCUGCGGAGUCUCUCUCUCUCUCUCUCUCUCUCUCUCUCUCUCUCUCUCUCUCUCUCUCUCUCUCUCUCUCUCUCUCUCUCACACACACACACACACUCACACACACACACACACACACACACAUACACACACAGCCUUUCACUGGAAGCCAUGGGCUUCCAGGUUAAGUUCAGCCAAGGGACCCAAUGCAGACAUCCUUCGUGGACAGGGUUCAGCCUUGGGAGGCCAGGCUGGCUGGCUCACUCUCUUUCUCAUUCACUGCCAGACCCCACAUGGAGAGGCACCCAAAAGGAGAAGUUGACCAUUCCAUGUCUCAAGUAUGAGGACCCAGGGACCCCAGGGAAUCUGUUUUCUAUUUACAAGUCUGACAUCUUAAUCCCCACUGCCAAAAUGCUCCGAAAUCUAAAACGUGUUGAGCACCAACAGGAUACCACAAGUAAAAACUUUAGUUAGUUCAUCUACAAAAGUAUUCAAAAGAAUACAUAGACUGGACACGAAGCUCAAAGGUAGAGUUCGCCUAGCAUGCAUACGAAGCCUGGAUCCCAUAUCCCAGCAGGGCAAACCAAUUGCCUCAGGCUAUCUGUGUAAGGUGUCUAUGUGAAACCUAAAUGAAUUUCAUGAUUAGAGGUGCUCCCACCUGCCAAAUAAUCCCGCCACAAAUAUGCAAAUAUUGCAAAAUCAAAAAUAAUUCUGAAAUUAUUCUGAAACACUUCUUGUCACAAGAAUUUCAGCAAAGUACAGUCAACCUAUCAGAGAGACAAGGGUGAUGCCCCGGUGAGUGUGUCUCAGCUGUGUUUAUGAAUUUGUUUGGUUCACACAUAUCUGAGUGGUAUGGAUAACUGGGCAUCUCUAACCCAGGGCAAUCAGUAAGAACUAAUAACCUGUGUCUCCUAGACGAGUCAGGAUGGGAACUGACCUCUAGGAGAUUCUAGUCAGGAGCCCACUAACCUGGGCCGUCAUGUUUAGAGCUGAAGGAGUCUUCAUAGCCCAGGCUGUCCUGGGUAUUGCAGGAUGCUGAUUGAACAGCACCUGUGACCUUUCCUGCUCCAUGCCACUAGCAACCUCCUGCCAUGUGUGGCAGUCACAAAGGUCAUCAGAAUGGAGUGAGUGCUCCCUGGGAAGGCAGGCAGGACCUUCAACCAUUGGACCAAGAAGUCAUUGCUUAUGGGUCUCAGGGGCCAUCAAACUGUCUACCUGAUGCUGUGGUUUCUGCUUAGAGAUCUGGAGGAGGGCAGCGGAGCCUGCCUCGGUUCAGUGAUGGUUUUUCUUACCUGCUUCAAGCCGAGAUCUGAAAGCUUUGUGGAAGAUGAUCAAGCAAAGCUCCCAAGCCAAAGGGUAGCAGAGGGUGGCUACGUGGUUUUUAGGUAGAUGUUCCCAGGUGCCCUCUCUUGAGCUGGGUCUGAGGUUAUCCCUGUCCCCAUGCCCCCUCUGUGCCCCGAGCUCUGUCUCCCCACUCUUGCUGUUGUGUUGUCCUUGUGAAUGUAUGGCUGACCCACUCCAGGCCAAGCAGCUUAACAGCAGGCUUGCUGUUAAGUCCCAAGUCCGUCAUGGGGUCAGGUUACACCCAGAGGUGUUUUCACUGUGGGGUUCCAGGGAGGCUGGGGAGAAUGGGCAGAGCCCAGGGUUCCAUCUCACCACCUAUAAGUUGUCAGAAACUCGGAUGCCCCUCCACCCACCUCUGGCAUCUCUAUGCUGCUAAUCUCUGCCACGUGUCCCGUGUGCUCCAGUGCCCGUGCCCGUCACCGCCCCUCCACGCCCUCCGUGAGGUUGUCCAGGCUGUGUUCUCUCGCAUGCUUCUCUUCUAUAUAACCCUCAUCUUCUCAUUUUAUGGGAUUCAACACAAAGUCUACUUAUGCUUCUUUGCAUUAUGGUUAAACAAUUAAAAAAAAAAAAAGGACUCA